AUGGAAAUGAACAUCCUGUUCUUCAAGUCAGACUUGUGGAGUGGAGACAUAUCUGGACGUGGCAAGAGUAGCGGCAAAGCAAAGGCAAAGGCAAAUCAUUCUUCCCACAAUGGAUUGCAGUUUCCAGUCAGCUGUGUUCACAGGCUUCUCGGAAAAGUCAACUAUGCUGAAUGUGUCAGAGCAGCUCCUGUCUAUCUGGUGCUCAAUCUGAGUGCUGUGAUUCAGGAAUUAGUUGGUAGUUCUGCUUGCGACAAUGACAAUACCAGAAUCAUACCUCAUCAACAUCUGUUGGCCUUGCAUAACAACAAGGAGCUUAACAAGCAUUUGGUUGGAAUAAUAAUCACUCAGAGUGGUGUCUUCUCCAAUGUCGGUCUUCUCCUACUGCCCAGGAAAUCCGAAGAGCCCAUCAAGGCCAUAUAA
Melanotaenia boesemani (Boeseman's rainbowfish) is the source of this 420-nucleotide messenger RNA. Its product is annotated as histone H2A-like. Gene Ontology annotation, molecular function: DNA binding; protein heterodimerization activity; structural constituent of chromatin. Lineage: Eukaryota; Metazoa; Chordata; Actinopteri; Atheriniformes; Melanotaeniidae. The record is from RefSeq and is a predicted model, not a curated record. Gene Ontology annotation, cellular component: nucleosome.